UAUGGACUUUAGGGCCACUUUGCUCAUUGUAGAAACCACUUCCGAUUCGUCUUUUCAGAAUAAAGGCUUCUCUAGCAAAGCUCUGCCCAGACCUUAUUGUUUCUCUGUCGCGUGUUUAGCUUUAUUAAGACAAGCAAUCCACUUCCGGCUGUGUCCCCAUCGUCUCCCGUUUCUCGUGACAAUUUUCAAGAAAUGAGGCGUGUAGUGUGAAAAAAAAUAAUAUUAAUACGGAGGCUAAAUACACAUUUAAGAAAAGGGGUCAAAGGCGGAAAAGGAGGACACCUCCAAGUCACAGCAUUGAGACUCUCAUUUCGCUCUCCGAUGUGCGUCUGACCCAAAAACUCGGCCAUUCAGCGAUGGGACCUGGGAGAUCUGCUCAGCUCCCUUGCAGCUGUUCAGGGAGCCGAGGAUAGGACCAAGACAUCGGUCAGAGUCACCGACAGAGUGUUCUGUUGGUUCUCCACCCGAUUAGUGCGCGAAUGCGCUUGGGAGACGCUGGAGAAGCCACCCCACGGAGAAGCGUUUUCAGAGCCUAAAUUCCGUUUUUGUCCGUCAUCGUGAUAGUAAAUCAAUCUCUUCACAGCUCCGCGAAGCGGAUGGAGUGAACCGUGCCAAAAGAGGAGGGGUAGUCAGACUGCAGUUCGGUUGCGUGUGAUGAUAGGAGACACAAUGACGCUCCUGUCUCUUUUGGGUCGGAUCAUGCGCUAUUUUCUUCUCAGGCCGGAGACGUUGUUCCUGCUGUGUAUCAGUCUGGCGCUGUGGAGCUACUUCUUUCACACCGACGAGGUGAAAACCAUCGUCAAGUCCAGCCGGGAUGCCGUGAAGAUGGUGAAGGGGAAAGUGGCGGAGAUGAUGCAGAACGACCGCCUUGGAGGCCUCAGCGUCCUGGAUGCGGAGUUCUCCAAGACGUGGGAGUUCAAGAAUAACAACGUGGCCGUGUACUCCAUACAGGGCAGGAGGGAUCACAUGGAGGACCGGUUCGAGGUGCUCACCGACAUCACCAACAAGAGCCACCCGUCUAUAUUCGGGAUAUUCGACGGUCACGGGGGAGAGGCUGCAGCUGAUUAUGCCAAGGCCCACCUGCCUGAGUCUCUGAGGCAGCAGCUGCAGGCCUUUGAGAGGGAGAAGAGGGAGAGCGCUGUCUCUUACGCCAGCAUUCUUGAGCAGCGCAUCCUGGCUGUGGAUCGGGAGAUGCUGGACAAGCUCUCCGCCAACCAUGAUGAAGCAGGUACAACGUGCCUGAUGGCUCUGCUGUCAGACAGAGAGCUCACUGUGGCCAACGUCGGAGACUCUCGCGGAGUGUUGUGCGACAAAGACGGGAACGCCGUCGCACUGUCACACGACCACAAGCCAUAUCAGCUGAAAGAGCGCAAGAGGAUCAAGAGAGCAGGCGGCUUCAUCAGUUUUAACGGAUCCUGGCGAGUUCAGGGAAUCCUGGCCAUGUCUCGCUCCUUGGGCGACUACCCUCUCAAGAACCUCAACGUGGUCAUUCCCGACCCAGAUAUAAUGACCUUUGACCUGGACAAACUGCAGCCUGAGUUCAUGAUCCUGGCGUCUGACGGUCUUUGGGACGCCUUCAGUAAUGAGGAGGCAGUGCGCUUCGUCCGCGAGCGCCUGGACGAGCCUCACUUCGGCGCCAAGAGCAUCGUGCUCCAGUCGUUCUACCGCGGUUGCCCCGACAACAUCACAGUCAUGGUGGUAAAGUUUAAAAGCGGAGCCGGGGGCAGUAGCAAGGCCGGUGUGUAGGUCUGGGGAGCUCACACUGUGAUCAGAAGGAUUUUUUUUUUAACCCCUCGUCUGGAUGCAGCAGGAAGGUUACAGGAAAGCUGAGGUGUGUACCUAUAACAAGUCGACACAUAAAUUUCCUCAUGUAAGAACAAAGCUUUGUUUUUCAAUUGUCAAUUUAUUCAGAAAAGGACAUUUAAACAUACUGUAACUAACCUUUGUAUGAAUGAUCAAUUCUUGAAAAAACAAAAAAAGAACAUAAGUGCAGAGUAAGUACAGAACUACUACAGACACAGGGGAUUUUCUCUUAACCAGCACAUACCAGACUGUGACUGCUUUACUUCUGUUUACUGUAAAUUGCACAUGGACAGUACAACUCCACUGGGAGCUUUUUACGGGAUGCUUUUAGGAGAAACUGUGUUACUAUAGGAAGGUGCUAAAACUGUAAA
This is a messenger RNA of Poecilia latipinna (sailfin molly), 2174 nucleotides long. It is a transcript of the gene ppm1la, whose product is annotated as protein phosphatase, Mg2+/Mn2+ dependent, 1La. Gene Ontology annotation, biological process: protein dephosphorylation. Gene Ontology annotation, molecular function: cation binding; protein serine/threonine phosphatase activity. NCBI's taxonomy places the organism in Eukaryota, Metazoa, Chordata, Actinopteri, Cyprinodontiformes, Poeciliidae. The record is from RefSeq and is a predicted model, not a curated record. The coding region runs from base 655 to 1746 and encodes 363 amino acids. The transcript is spliced from 4 exons.